AUGGCUGUAGAUACUAUUAAGCCAAAAGAUCCAGACUUCAGAGACGUACAUGAAAGGCUUCGAGAUUCUAUAUUAUCACCUCACUUUGAUGAUUGCAUUGGUGCAAUUGAUGGGUCUCAUAUCCCUGUGCUUGUUCCAGCUGAGGAGAUAGUGAACCAUGUUGGUCGUCAUGGGUAUCUAACACAGAAUAUCAUGGCAGUGUGCGACUUUGAUAUGAGAUUCACCUCUGUAGUUGCGGGAUGGCCAGGGUCGGCACAUGACACAAGGAUAUUUAAGAACACUUUGGUGAAAUAUGCAGCUAAGUUUCCACACCCGCCGAAAGGUAGGUACUAUCUUGUUGAUUCGGGUUAUCCAAAUUGUGAGGGAUAUCUAGCUCCAUACAAGUCGACAAAAUACCAUGUGCCAGAAUUUAUCCAUGGUGACCCCCCCAAUGGUAAAAAAGAAAUCUUUAACCAUGCCCAUUCGUCGCUACGCAAUGUCAUUGAGCGUGCAUUUGGUGUGUUAAAGAUGAAGUGGCGUAUUUUAUUGCAUAUGCCAUCUUACCCCUGUGACAAGCAAGUUUUAAUCAUUGUUGCUUGUAUGGCACUUCAUAAUUUUAUUAGGGACAGCCACUUGAGAGAUAAAGAGUUUGAUAGAUGUGAUCGUGAUGAGUACUACAUGCCAGGGGAUCUACUACCUCCACCUACUGGUCGGGUAUCUAACAUUGUGCAUGGUGAUGAUGCUCUCAUGAAAGUAACCAGGGAGAGAAUAGCUGAUGGAUUAUUGGCAGCUACUGAUGGAGUUUUGUUUUACGCACUACUUGCGGGUGAUGGUUGA
Messenger RNA from Lolium perenne, 816 nucleotides. The record is from RefSeq and is a predicted model, not a curated record. NCBI's taxonomy places the organism in Eukaryota, Viridiplantae, Streptophyta, Magnoliopsida, Poales, Poaceae.